This is a messenger RNA of Cavenderia fasciculata, 1752 nucleotides long. Its product is annotated as Pol protein. The transcript is spliced from 2 exons. The record is from RefSeq and is a predicted model, not a curated record. The coding region runs from base 1 to 1752 and encodes 583 amino acids. Lineage: Eukaryota; Evosea; Eumycetozoa; Acytosteliales; Cavenderiaceae.
AUGGGUGCUCCACCACUGAUAGUCAACGCUGUUAUGUCCAUGCUAGCAGACUCUUCAGUCCGUGUACGAGUAGGAGACUCGCUGUCUGAACCAUUCCACACCGUCAGAGGCACAAAGCAAGGUGAUCCAAUAUCACCGACGCUAUUUGCCCUCAUCGCCGAGCCACUGGCGAGAAGCAUCAUCAAUGACGGCCGCAUACAAGGUUUGCCAAUCGAUACCACAACUGCAAAGCCACCAGUCUCUCUCUCUAUGCUCCCACCGCCAGCUUUCGGAACCAAACAGAGAAAGCCACCGCCUCUUGUCCACCUCAACUGGGUAAAGCUACUCCAGUUUGCCGACGACACGUCUACAUUUGCCAAAAACAUCCGAGAAUUUAAACUAAUGGACGAAUGGAUUCAGCUAUUCUGUAAAGCUACAUCAUCCAAAGUCAACACUGACAAAUGUGUGAUCAUGUCACCUGGCAGUCCAACCAAUUUACCGUACCCACUGAUGGACAAGGAAAGCAAAGAACGUUACCUCGGCUACUACUUUAACCAGUUUGGUUUGGUACCACACCUUCCAGAGCGUAUUGACAAGGUAAUCAACGAUUUGAUUAGAUGGAAACCUAAACACAACAACAACUAUAGAGGUAAAUUAGCUUUGCUCAAAACAUAUGGUCUGUCACAAUUAAAUUAUUUCACGUACCUUGAAUCACCUAGUCACGAGGCAAUCACCAGAUUGGAAAAGGUUAUUGAUUGGUUCAUGUUCAGCAACGACCGUCAGAAAGACCCAACCAAGCCAACCAAAAGAACCAUGUCCAAGAAACGCUCCAUACGAUCGAUCGACCAAGGUGGUCUCAACCUCUGGGACCUCAACGCUAGACUCCGUGCCCAAAAGGCAUGGAUGUUCGAAAGGUUCCUCCACGAGGUAAAGAACGACCGAGUUGCAAAGGUUUCCUUUGCCCAAUCAUGGAUGGACCAACUCAACCAAGACAAACCAAACGAUUUUGUCCGCCUCUGCCGCAGCGAGUGGGAAAAGCUUACCCAACCCUACGACGUCAGCAGAGAGGCUGUACCCAAGCCAGCAAUGGAACCAGACAAAAGAGGAAGAGUACCUCUCAAACAAGUGUACCUCCAAAGGCUGACCAUAUCCAACGAAAAGUGGAACGUGUACGACCCGACCCCAGGCCAAAAGAUCUUAGCAACCGAUGACAGAGUGUAUCCAAUGAAUGCACUAGCUGCUCUAUCUACCAUCGUACUACCAAAGGGUCGAGAUCUGGUUUGGAAAUACGUAACCAAAUGUCUCCCGCUCGUCAGGGGUGACCCAGUCGCCUCCACCUGUGUGACGUGUGGCAAAGAUGAAUCCUCCAAGCAUUUGUUCUUCCAAUGCAAGGAGACCACGCUGCCAGUGAAGAUACUGAAAGAGGUUACUGCUGCCAACAACAUUCCACCACCAGUCUGGGACAUCACCCUCCUCAACCUCAAACAAACUCCAAUGACUAUAAACUUGGUCGCUGCAACACUAGAACGAAUAUGGUUCCGACGUAAUGAUCUACGUCACCAAAGAGAUGAACCAUUCACUGAACAAUACCUGCGAGCUAGAUUGAUAAGUGAUAUGCGACAUAUUAUAAAAAGAGGUACAAGACUCUGCGUACUCUUCAUCUAUAAUCGUUCACCCUCAGCUUCAUUCCUCUCAUCCUCUUCACCACCGCCAUCCUCUUCUAUUCUCUCUACAACUAUCAAUAAUAAUAUUAAUAAUAUAAUAAUUCACUAA